Molecule: messenger RNA, 405 nt
Organism: Vigna angularis (adzuki bean)
Lineage: Eukaryota; Viridiplantae; Streptophyta; Magnoliopsida; Fabales; Fabaceae
Product: L-type lectin-domain containing receptor kinase S.4-like
Exons: 2
Coding region: 1-405 (134 amino acids)
Biological process (GO): protein phosphorylation
Cellular component (GO): plasma membrane
Molecular function (GO): ATP binding; protein kinase activity
Source: RefSeq, a predicted model, not a curated record
AUGGGGUACCUUGCACCUGAACUCACACGAACGGGGAAACCCACCACCAGUUCUGAUGUUUAUGCUUUCGGAGCAUUGUUGUUGGAGGUGGUGUGCGGGAGGAGGCCCAUUGAGGUGAAGGCAUUGCUGGAGGAGCUGGUGCUGGUGGAUUGGGUCUGGGAGCGGUGGCGCAUGGGGGCGCCGCUGGCAGUGGUGGACCCCAGGUUGGGUGGGGCGUUUGAUGAGGUGGAAGUUUUAGUAGUGAUUAAAGUGGGGUUGUACUGUUCCGCGGAGGCACCAGAGAAGAGGCCCAGCAUGAGGCAGGUGGUGAGGUAUUUGGAGAGGGAGGUGGCGCGGCCUCCGCUGGUGGUAGGGUUUCAUCUAGAUGAAAUGUUCGCCACACCAGAAUUUUUGCAAGAAGAAUGA